Pimephales promelas (fathead minnow) is the source of this 3349-nucleotide messenger RNA. RefSeq names its product fibulin 7 (gene fbln7). Gene Ontology annotation, molecular function: calcium ion binding. NCBI's taxonomy places the organism in Eukaryota, Metazoa, Chordata, Actinopteri, Cypriniformes, Leuciscidae. The record is from RefSeq and is a predicted model, not a curated record.
CCUCACAUAUGUUUUAUGUCUGUAUCUGCACAGUAUUACAGUUAUAGUUAACAUAGUGACAUUUUGAUGCAUAGAUGAAAGUUGCGCUCACAGAGGAAUCCACGUUUAGCGCAUCGGUUCAAACGAAUCAUUUAAAAGAAUCGAUUCGCGAAUCAGACAUCACGACUCCUCAGGCGCUCAGUGGAGUCUUCAUGAGGAGAACAGGAGCAUCUUUACUAACUUCUGCAACCGUUUAUCAAAUAUUUCCUCUCAGGCUUGUUUCAAUGACUAUCAGACUGAGACUGCGCAGGAACCGUAAAGACUCUUGAGGAUUAAAAACAACCGACACAAGUCGACAAUUCUGCGGUUUUACAUAGAUAGACUCGGAUACAAGAGGAUGAAUUUAUCAUACACAGUUUUUCUCCUGCUAAACCUCUUAUCGCUGUGCAACUGUAAUGAUGCAACGCAAGGUUGCAUGGAUAAGCACCGAGUGAUGGGCAUCCUGCGUCAAAUGGAGAAGUUUCUUAAAGGACAGGAGAUCCGAUUCACCGAAGGGCUUCGGAUUAUGAAAUCCAAGCUCACAAACCUUCAAAACUCAGUGUCCAAGUUCCCACAAGCAGACCAGUCCUCAUCCCAGUUCUCAUGCCCAGCUCUGGUGGCUCCGGCCCACGGCAGAAAGUUUGGCUCGAAGCACCUGGUGGGUCACGAGGUUCAUUUCACGUGUUCUCAGGGUUAUCGCUUGAUGGGAUCGGGGACACGCGUGUGCCAGGAGAACGGUACAUGGAGUGGAGCCGGUGUCGUCUGUAAAGAUGUGAGUGUGUGUGCCAGUAACCCGUGUCAGAACGGUGGCACCUGUGCGGAGGCUCUGAACCAGUACAAGUGCACCUGUCCACACAACUGGAGCGGGAGUCAAUGUCAAUACCAGACACAGACAGCCCCUCCGGAGUGGAGUGUUAUGAACGACCCGGCCUUCAGCCGCAAGCCUCGCUGUGCGAGAGUGGACCGAGCUCAACACUGCAGCUGUGACGCUGGCUUCCACAUGAGCGGCACCUCCGACAACAGCAUCUGUCAGGAUGUGAAUGAAUGUGAGGUGUUUAAGGCUGACCUUGGAGGGCCUCUGUGUGGCCACGCCUGUGUAAACGUCCCGGGAUCGUACCACUGUUCCUGUCCCACCGGAUACAAGCUGCUCGCUGAUGGAAGAAGCUGUGAGGAUGUGGAUGAAUGUCUUACACAACAGCACAACUGCAGCCGUGGCACCACCUGUAUCAACACCGGAGGAGGUUUCCAGUGUGUGAACCCCGAGUGUCCGCGCUCGCACGGCAACGUCAGCUACGUCAAGACGUCACCGUUCCAGUGUGAAAGAAACCCCUGUCCCAUGGAGAGCCGGUCCUGUCCGUUCGCCGCCAAGACCAUUUCUCACCACUACCUGUCCCUGCCGUCCAACCUGCGCACCCCGGCCACCCUGUUCCGCAUGGCGACCGCGACGGCCCCGGGUCGGCCCGGCCCCGACAGCCUCCGCUUCGGCAUCGCGGGAGGAGGAGACUCCAGGAACACGUUCGUGAUGCAGCGCUCGGACCGUCAGACCGGAGAGCUGAUCCUCGUCCGGCCCAUGCCAGGCCCACAGGAGCUCAGCGUGGAGGUGGAGAUGUCCGAGUACGCCGAGCGCACCUUCCAAGCCAAACAUCUGGCACGGGUCCACCUCCUGAUCUCACCCUACGAGUUCUGAGGAGAGGCGGCUUGCUGUCCAAAUCUAGAGUUAUGUUUAGACUCCAAGAGGAAAGAAUGUUUUCCUUAUUGCUAAAGCUGAAUGAUAGAGUUGUUCUCGAGAGGCGGCUCGGAUUUUGACGUCGGGAGGAUGGCGCGAAAAUGAAAAUAUGGGAAAGUCAUGCUCAAAUGGAAGUCAAAUUAAUAUUCUAAGGUAAUAAGUAAAGAAAAAUACUUUUGCUUUAUCCUGCUGGUACAUUUGCGGUUAAAGGUGAAGCGUGUAAUUAUUUUCUCUGUUAAAAUACUUACAUUUAUUCGUUUUUAAAACCUGCACAAAUAAAAUGAAUGCUGUAUGUCCAGUGCAAUCACAAAAUAAAGCAUGCAUCUCAGAUUCUUUUACUUGCUGUAAUUAAAGCGCUAGAUCAUGUCAUUUUAAAGAUUAAUAAUCACAUUAGGUCAUAUCCAUCCUCAAAAUUUAAGAUCUCUUAAAUGAUAAUUAAGACUUUUGUAAUACCAUUCAAGAUAUUGAAUCUAACGUUUGGGGUUGCUUGCGUCACAAAAAUCACACAAUUGUACUCUCAUUCAUUCAAGAACUACAGUAAUGGUCAAACAUAAAAAAUGCAGGGUUUUUUUUUUUACGUGGUAAGCAAUAAAGCUUAAUGCAAGUGGAAAAAUAGUACAAGAAAGUGUAUUAUGCACAUGUUUUAGAAAAAGAAUGAUGAUAUACAAAGAUAUUUAUUCAUUUAUUCGUUUUAAAACCAAAUUUUAAAACCUGCACAAAUAAAAUGAAUGCUGUAUGUCCAGUGAAAUCACAAAAUAAAGCAUGCAUCUCAGAUUCGUUUACUUACUGUAAUGAAAGUGUCAUUUUAAAGAUUAAUAAUCGCAUUAGGUCAUAUCCAUCCUCAAAAUUUAAGAUCUCUUAAAUGAUAAUUAAGACUUUUGUAAUACCAUUCAAGAUAUUUAAUCUAACGUUUGGUGUUGCUUACGUCACAAAAAUCACACAAUUGUACUCUCAUUCAUUCAAGAACUACAGUAAUGGUCAAACAUAAAACAUGCAGGGUUUUUUUUUAUGUGGUAAGCAAUAAAGCUUAAUGCAAGUGGAAAAAUAGUACAAGAAAGUGUAUUAUGCACAUGUUUUAGAAAAAGAAAAAAAGUGGGAAUUCCUGGGAAUUAACAACAAGGAGAGCUUUAUGAUUGGUUCAGUCAGCGAGAAAAGACCAUGUGACCAUGCUGUAGUGCUAGAGAAUGAAAGUCUAAAGUUUAAAUGAGCUAAACCUGUUGAACAGAGCGGCGAGUCGUUCCUUGUUUGUAUUACCUUCUUCAGCUUCAGUAAAGUUAACUUCAGCUUGUAAAUAUGUGAGGUUUAGAUGACUGAAAUGAACAACAGCACUUCUUAGCAUCUGCCUACAGUACAUGAAAAAUGGCCUGUUUAUUAUUGUUCCAUUAUGUAUGUUGGGUGUUUUAUAAUAAGAUCAACAAAGUCUGAUUACUCAAAAGUUUCCACUUGAGUAUGAUAUAUUGCUCUUCAUGUCUGCUGCUCAUGCUAGUGUAUAUCAGGAUUGGUAUCUAAUAUUGAAAUCAAUGGCUAUUUCACACAUUAUUGUGUUUUAUUUCUCUGUCUUGCACACACGUGUUGAACCUUUCUUAAUUAAAGUCUGAGUUUUGA